This is a messenger RNA of Eutrema salsugineum, 1241 nucleotides long. RefSeq lists its product as uncharacterized. Lineage: Eukaryota; Viridiplantae; Streptophyta; Magnoliopsida; Brassicales; Brassicaceae. The record is from RefSeq and is a predicted model, not a curated record. The transcript is spliced from 11 exons. Bases 364 to 1008 code for a protein of 214 amino acids.
AAAUCUCGUAGAAUCAACGGCGGAUGUAAAACGAAGAACAGCGACCCGACUGCAGCCGUGCCGUUCACUCAUCUCUCUCGCCAUCUCCGUUGAGAUCCUCGGACAUGGUUAUGAGAUCGUAGGGGAGAAUCUCGAAUAUUGAAGGCUGUGAGAAAAAGAAAUGUCUGGGAGGCUUUGGAUUCCGAGAUUUCUUAUCAUCACUCUCCUGCUCAUUAGCCUACGAGUUAACUCUCAAUGUGAAUUCAGUUUCACUGGACGCAACAAGGUCUUUGCUUUCAAUUUAGCAUCUUCGAUUCGGAAUUUCCCUCACGGAGCUCUCAGCGAAGAUGGGUUUUAUAGAGUUGAAGCGAACAGUACCGUGCUAUGGUUUCAGGUUGUCUUCUACAUCAGCUUUGUGACGUGUUGAUUUUCAAUCACGAUCCCCCUCGAUGUGUUGGUUGCAAAGAUUGCGGAGGUCCAUCACACUGUGGAACAUCUUGUAGUGCAUUAUUGUCAGAAAAUGUAAGAGGAUAUGAUGUAUGCAGUUCUCUAGGGCAUGCCUCAAGCUCAAAAGUUGAUAUUAUUGAUAAAGAGGAUCCUGGCAAAGGCAUCAUUGUUAAGAUGUCAGGUGGAAGUAGUAACCAAAAUUGUUCACUUUCAGUUUCUGUUAUCUGCCAGAAAAAUAAAGUUAAUGUACCACUCACUCUGGAGAAAUCUGGUACUUGUCAUUACGCUACUGAGCUGCGACAUCCUUCAGGUUGUGCAGCAGCUAUAUCCGGCCAUGGUAGUGGAUGGGGCUGGUUUAGUACCUUACUAAUCAUUAUCUUGUGCCUGUUUGGAGCUUAUCUGCUGGGUGGUGUAUUGUAUCGGUAUUUCUCCCUUGGAAUUCGUGGCACAGAUGUAAUCCCAAAUUUGGAUUUCUGGGCCACUGUACCUCACAGAACUCAGAGCUGUUUUGGUUCACUAUUUCAGAGAUUCGGGGGGUCUAGUCAUGGUCAACGAACAUCAUAUUCCCAAGUCAACUUCUGAGCAGUCACAGCUAAACCAUGGCGAGAGGGCCCUAGGUCCAACGCCCAGGAUUUUUUUCUUCUUUUAUAAUGUUUUAAAUUUGAUAAAAAAAAAAACUCAAGAUCUGUUAUCCUUUUUUUAACAGCAAGCCCUUGAUUUAUGACUAUAUACAUAAAUAAUUAAGAUCCAUAUCUAUAUCUAUGGGAUUAACAAAAGGGGUUCAUAAUCUAAACUCAUUUUGCGUACUCAAAAAU